Messenger RNA from Daphnia pulex (common water flea), 4138 nucleotides. RefSeq names its product interferon regulatory factor 2-binding protein 2-like (gene Pits). Gene Ontology annotation, biological process: regulation of transcription by RNA polymerase II. The coding region runs from base 1194 to 3299 and encodes 701 amino acids. Gene Ontology annotation, molecular function: transcription corepressor activity. NCBI's taxonomy places the organism in Eukaryota, Metazoa, Arthropoda, Branchiopoda, Diplostraca, Daphniidae. The record is from RefSeq and is a predicted model, not a curated record. Gene Ontology annotation, cellular component: nucleus. The transcript is spliced from 4 exons.
UCCACACACACACACACACAGAGUCUCUUAUUUUUCUCUCGGCUGCAAAUAGCUCAACGGGAGAAAACGUGCCUCAACCUAUUCCCACCCUUCCCCCCCACUCGCCCUUUUCUCUUUGGAACCGGGCCACCACCACAAGUCGUCUGUGACGUCACACAACAUGGCCGCCACACAGCAUCGAUUUACCGCUUCUCGUGUCUGCUGGGUUGGGAACACACUUUUAUUUCUUUUUCGAGGGGAAAUGGAAUGACUGUGGAAAGUGGCGGAAUGGGUGAUGAAAAAAGAGACGAAAGAGAGAGAGAACUAGGGCUGGGCAACACACAAGGCCAUGCAUACGUAUAGGGCGGGGCGGAGCUUAAUAAAUAUGGCGGCCAUCUUUAUUAUUUUGUAAUUCUUUCUCUCUCGUCUCUCAAAUAAACUUGUUUUAACAUUUUGAUUUGAAACAAACCAACGUCUUCGAGUAACGACAUUUUCUAAAAAAUAAAACUGGUUUUUCUAAUCGAAAGGAAGAAACAAGUUUUGACGACGAUUAUAUAUUAUAUUCCCCACUCUCUAAAUACGGCGUCUCGUGUUUUUCUCGACUUGGCUGCCGUUAGUGGCGCCACCGUCAGUCGAAGCUGAAGCCCCCCGAAGGCGCGUAGUGAAGUGCGCGCGUGUGCGAGUCUCUCGGGCGCCUCUGUGUAGGCCAGUUUUUGUGUGUUAGUAGUCGAUUGGUCGUCACGCUCGACGCUUGUCUCUCGGUUGUUCUUCGAUUCCGUACACAAUCGCCAGUUUUUUUCGUUGAAAUAUUUUUCUUUUGUUUGUUUGUUUCUUUUCGCGGACUUGCCAACAUUUUUCGUUUGUGAAUGUGUCGCCAUUUUCCCGCUGCUGCAGGACCAGGUGUUGUUGUGUGUCGUCACAGAACGACGGCGUGAAGCCCAAUUUGUUCGUGCUCUUGCAAUCGUCUGUGUGUGUGUGCAGUGUGUUUCUGCGUGUUGGCAAAGGAAUUUCGAUUGACGGCCAUGUUUUUGUUGUCGGCCACUGUUUUGAACCUUUUCUCGGUCGAAUCUUGUUGAUUUUUUCGGCCAACCAACGCACAGACCAAUCAAUCGGUUUUGGUUUCACCGAAUAGUUAUUUUUUUGAAUUUGAUCAAACAAUAAACACUGAUCGCCUGAAGGUGGAUCUUCGUUGCAGCGCCGGUGCGUUGCCGCCAAUGCUUUCGUUGGCCAACAGCAGCAGCAGCAGCAGCAGUGCGGCCAACAUGUCGGCGGCUGGAGGUGGUUCGUCAUCGGGCGGAGGCGGUGCCGGACUAGUGGGUAGCAACAAGCGGCAACAUUGCUACCUCUGCGAUCUACCCAGAACGCCAUGGGCCAUGCUGCAAGACUUUAGCGAACCCGUUUGUCGUGGAUGCGUCAAUUAUGAAGGACCCGACAGGAUCGAACUCGUCAUCGAAUCAGCACGACAGAUGAAACGAGGCCCUUACCCUGGUGGCGAACCCAUGCCACCAACGGCCGGACCAACGUCGUCGUCGUCGUCGCAACGACCGGCCGAACUGCGAGUCACGACGACACCGGGGCCGGGCAAAUCCAGCCAUCCGGUCGAAAGGCUGCAGAAUCGGCAGUCGGAAUUGAGCAACGGCAACAAUGCUUCGGAUGGAUUAGCUAAUGUCAUGCCGGCCCAUGCUCACGGAGGUCACGGGCAUGGAGGACAUCCCGGAGUCCCGUCCAUGUCUCGUUCGUCUCAUGGACCUCCUGGACCAGUCGGACCACCAGGCGGCUACAAUCACAUGCAUAUAAAUGAGCGCCCUCGACAUUUACCUGCCGAUUACCCGUCUCGAUUGCAGCAGCAGCAGCAGAAUAGUGUCAUGACCCGAAUGGAUUCGCUGGAUCAUUCCGAUCCGCGUGGACCUUCGGUUCGCGGUGGUCCCUCUUCCGGUGGUCACCACAUGCAGAUCAAUUCACACGGCCGUUCCGGUGGACCUAAAAGAGAACGAGACGACGACGACGUCAACAAUGCUCCGUCUCAAGCCACUUCGUACCUGUCGAGUAACGGUAUGAUGGUCCAGCUGCAACACGCUGACGGAUCCAAACGAUCCGCCAUGGAAACGAUAUCCGAUUUUCGGCCUCAAUUGACGCGAGGAGAUUCGCUUCCAGUCGGAUUGCCUGUCCAGUUUGAUCCGCGUGACGGCCGGUUGAAUCACAAGGAACGACCCACUCGAGUUAAUUCAUUCGACGCUCCAUCCUCUAACAAAGUAUUUCCCGGAAUCCCGUCUGCAUCCGGUGGAAAUCGCGGCGGAGUAACUGCAUCUCCGCUGACUAGAAACAGUCCACCGGGUGGGCCUCAUCAGCUUCCACCCGGCCAUCCGCUCAUGGUGCCCCCACACUCUUCGGCCGGCCCACUGCCACCUAGUAACAAUCACGGGCCGUCCCAGCAACAAACGUCGCAACAGCAGCAGCAGCAGCAGCAACAACAACAACAACAACAACAUCCGCAUCACCCAACAACGUCCAUCAACGGUGGUCCACCUUCUUCUACUCCACCCUAUGGCGCUGGGCCGCCGGGCUCUCACGCUCACCCGCCUCCGCCUUCCACAACUGCCAGCGGAUUGACCGGUGGCGGAGGGGGGAAUGCGGUACCUCCUGCUAAUCCAGGCAAAGCCGCUUCGCCGAUGCAGUCGCUCAUUUCGGUGGCCGAUACAAUACUGCCCGUCUCAAAUUCACCUCGAGGAAGUCCGCCGACCGGACCUGCCGGAGUGGCUCAACUUUCCCGCACACCAUCCAGGGGAUCCCAGCAUUCGCCCAGCUCAUCAGGAUCGGCCACAAGUCGGCGAUCAUCUGGAAACGGCGGUGCGACGGUGAGCAACGGGCGCCACGGUUCAACGUCCGAGGUGAAUGCGACAAGCGCCAGCCCUUCCGAUCCGGGAUCUCACUACGCCGGAUCGGACAGCGGCGUUAGCAGCGUUGGCGGAAGCAACAGCAACAUCAAUCCGACGACGGUUGCCGUUCCGCCGGCUGUUGCGGCCGCUGCAGCCGCUGCGGCGGCGGCGGCGGCGACGCUCAAGUGCACCAUUUGUCAGGAGCGGUUAGAGGACACGCACUUUGUCCAGUGCCCUUCGAUCUCGCAUCACAAGUUUUGCUUUCCAUGUUCCCGUGAUAGCAUCAAACAGCAAGGUGCCGGAUCAGAGGUUUACUGCCCCAGCGGAGAGAAAUGUCCGUUGGCCGGGUCAAAUGUUCCCUGGGCCUUCAUGCAAGGCGAAAUCGCUACAAUCCUGGGAGAGGAGAUGAACAACAAACCGCUCACAAAAGAGCGGGAAACUUGAAAACAAGUUUCAAAUUUUUUUCCCCCUCUCGACACCACCACCACCCCCUCAUAAACCCCAUAUUUUGAGCUCUCUCUUUUUUUCUGGUUCCUCCGUAUUCCUUUUUGAUAUCGGAGUGAUUUUUUGUGACCCGUUUGGAAGGUCCUGAUUUUUUUUUUUUUUUUCUCUUUUGAAUUUUUGUCGAUACAAAUCCCGCGUGGAUCAUGCCGUGCGUGUUUCUCCACAUACACAGACACACACACAACAACAACAUGAAACACAUACACAUUAUAGGGUGGAGGAAUUAUUUCCUUUGCCCGUUUGUUGAUUCAAUGAUUUUUUGUCCACUCUUUAAAUAAUCAAGUGCAACGGCCAUUAUUAGACAGACACAGACACGAAACGCUCAACUAUUUUUGCUCCCAUUUUUUAAAUUGUCAUUUUGUUCGGUUUUCAGACAUUUUGCUGGAUGAUUCCGUCUCUUUUGGUUUUUUUUCUUUUUCUCUCUUCAUAUUUGUGUGUACUGUAGAUAUCGUCCGUACGCACACGCAUAACACCGAUUGUGUAUGGCAUUUUCUUUAAUUCCGUGUCUGGAUAUUUGGAGAGAAAGACAAAAGAAGUUACGAAAAUUUGAAAACAAAACAAACAAAAAAAAAAGACAAACAAUUGUGCGCCAAAAAAACGCGAUGUCCUUUUUUGUUUUUUAAAUGGAAAAUAACCCAAGUUGUCCCUUUAUUUUCUGGGUCAUAUUUUCGUGUUGAAAAUAUUUUUUUGGUUGAUUGUUUUUUAUGUUGACUUGAUGGUUCCACAAUUUUCCCCCAAUUUUUGUCAGGUCGUAAAAAAAAGGCGAUUUUUUAAAACUA